AUGAUUUAUUCAAAAUUAGACUUAUUUUCAUCUCAAUUCUAGUUUGGGAUUGGGAGCAAAUAAAAAAAGAAAGGUACUCUCUUUGGGACUAUUUUAUCUUCGGUAGUCGUGAUCACUACUUUCUCAUACUUCAUUUACAUUUUAAAACUAUACAUCAGUAAUGAAAUCGACCCAAAUUUUAAGACUUAAAGCUUCAUUACUGAAGGACAAAUAGAUAUGGAUAUGGAUAAUAACUACGUCGGUUUCUAAUUUAAGUAUGGCAUUCAACCGAACUAAAAUUAGACAUACUUUUAGUACUACGCCUUCUACUAUUUGCAAGAUCAGAGUAACUAUACUAUGAUACCUUUAAAUAUAAUAGACUGCACAAGCCCAAGUCUUGCAGGCUUUCUCUGCUUGGAUUUCUCUAAUAUAACAGAUCAUAAGUUGAGCCUCAAUACUAAAGGAAACUCUGGGUCAUAACUAUACAUUUUCACUUAUAGAUGUAUAGAUACAGACUAAGUAAAGACAACUGUACCUGACAAUUGUGCUAGCGAAACAGACAUCAAUAACAUGAUUAAUAAUAUUAACUCAGGUAUAGAAUUUAAACUUUUUACUUCUUAAUACAACACAACUUCUCAACAGAUUCAAGUUAACUAUAGAAAUGCCUUUAUAAACCCACUUUCAAGUCAACAAGUAUUAACCUACUUAAAGUCACAGAAACAAAUUACUUCUAUUCAGUAAGGAGCAUUUAUUCAAUCAUCUACUUCGUUUUCAUCUCCGAUAUCUCAUAGUUAAUAAUUUUAAACUUUAGAUCGCUUACAAGCUUAACAAGAAGUAGGAAUAGGGGCUUUUAGUUGUGCUUUUAUUUUCCCAGAUGAAAUUGUUCAAUACAUAAAGAUUUAAUACCUCUCUCUUCCUCAAGUGUUAGCGCAAAUUUAUACUAUUUUUACUCUUCUAAUGUUUUUAGGAGUUUUUGGUAGAUCAAUCUCAAAACAGGUUAUGAAUAGCGAAUUGCUAAUGGUCUUUUUUAAGAACUUGUAUCUUGAAAAUUAUUUACAGAUAUUAAAAUCUAACAAUAUAAGUAAUGAGGAGCCUUUGCAAUAAUAACCAACCUAAUAAUUACAGUAAGAAUAAUAAACCAAUUUAAAAAAUGAUGAGUAUAAAAUCGAAGAAAAAAAAGGAGGAGAGAAAGUAUAUGAUGAAAAUUAAGAGUUUGAUGCUAAUUCGCAAGUAAUUGUCCCAUCUUUUAGAAGUAAGUAGAAGUCUUAAUUGGAUUACGAUUUUUCAUAUAAUUUACAAAGCAGCCAAUCAAAUAGCAAUAAUCCAUAAGAACUAGUUAAGAUUUAAGACAGUUUGACCUCGAGCUAAAGCUAAAUAAGAUCAGUUUAAUGCAAGUUUAAUUCAGGCUAACAAAAUCCUAAUAUAUAUAUUAAUAAUCAAGAGUAAAACUUAAAUAUCAUUUUUGAUUCAAUUGUAGAGCCAGAAUCUUGUAAAUCCUAAGUUAGUUAACAAAAUGAGCCUAUUCAAACUGAGAGUUAAAAGUUAUUCUUAAGUCCUUUAAACAAAAAAGCAAAAUGCUAUUUCAAAAAAGUUGAUCUUUAACAUAAAGACUAAAGUGAAAACAAAAAAGAAGAAGAAAAUAAUUAAAAAAACUACAAAAACUAAAUAUUGACCAUUCAUAGCACUUAAUUUAGUAAUAAAGUCAAACCUUUAAUUUCUAAUUUGAAUCUACCUUGUAGAAAAAAGCUUCAAAAAACGAUUAAUGGAUUGAAACCAGAAGAACGAAACCAAAUUGAAGAGUAAAUUGAAAAUGAUAUGGAUAUUUUGAAUUUUUAUUAAGAUUUGCUCUUUUUGAAGAAAGCAAUUAUGCUGCUGCUAACAGAAGAUUAGCUAGCGUCAUUACAGUUGGUUGGAUGCUCAAAAUAAUUCUUACAAUUUGAUUUUAAAAAUCAAGAUGUUGGCUGGAAUAAUUCUGAAAAAUUAAAAAGCUUGACUCCAUUUGAAGUAUAGUUUGCGAUAUAUUAGUCUAAAAUUCUGCAAUAGAAUUACUGUAAUAAGUUCAUUUAAAGAUGCGCUAACAACAAACAAUUAGGUGUAUUAGACAAAAAAAUAUUACUAUCUAUAUAAAAAACUAUGAAUUGUUGA
This is a messenger RNA of Tetrahymena thermophila SB210, 2124 nucleotides long. Its product is annotated as transmembrane protein, putative. The record is from RefSeq and is a predicted model, not a curated record. NCBI's taxonomy places the organism in Eukaryota, Ciliophora, Oligohymenophorea, Hymenostomatida, Tetrahymenidae. The transcript has 3 exons.